AUGUGGUCUUAGUACAAAUCGAACCACGGCGCGCAUCCGAUCGUAAAUUUCUACAGUGAUUGAUGGUGAACAUUGUUUCAAAGUAUGAUAUUAAAUCUCAACAAGAAAAAACUACUGCUGCUAUCGACUCUAGCCGCCAUUGUUAUAGUGGCUCUAGUCCUAGGUCUGGUCUUUGGCCUCCAAAGUGAAGAUGCCGGCGGUAAAGGAUCUCGCAAAUAUCUCCCAGGUGGGGCAGUCGUUUCCAAUGGUGAGGAAUGUGCCGCGAUAGGGGCCACUAUAUUGAGGAAGGGUGGCUCGGCAGUUGAUGCAGCGAUAUCACUCAUGCUGUGCGAAGAACUAACAUCCCCACAGAGUACCGGCAUUGGAGGUGGAUUCCUAGCGACGGUGUACAAUCGUGAGACGGGAGUGGUAGAAUCUUUGGAUGCCCGGGAAAUGGCUCCCAGUGCCGCGAAGGAAGAUAUGUUUGUGGGAAAUGGCGAUGCCGCUGUAGAGGGAGGAUUGGCCAUCGCAACUCCAGGUGUCAUCAAAGGCUUCUGGGAGCUUCAUCAACGAUAUGGGAAACUGAAGUGGAAGGAGUUGUUUGAACCGGUUAUUCAGUUGGCGAGAGAUGGCGUGAAGGUUUCUCAGUUUCUUGUGAGUGCUUUGCAAUCUGAACGCAAUAGACUUCGGACGAUUCCAUCACUACGGGAGUUGUUCGUAAACCCUGAAACUGAAGACGUAUGGCAAGGAGGGGACGUUUUGAAGUACACGGUACUUGGUGACACUUUUGAAGUGAUUGCCAAUGAGGGGGUUGAUUCACUGCACGGAGAAAAUGGAACGCUUCUACCGAAGAUUCUUGAAGAUUUGAAGGAGUUUGGAAGCAUCAUCACGAAGGAGGAUUUUCUCAAUUACAAACCUCGUUGGCUAGCUCCAGCAUCCACAACACUUCAACAGGGAUCAAGUGUCUACAGUAUGCCACUUCCCGGAAGUGGAACCAUUGCCAUCUACAUGCUAAACUUGUUGGAUGGAUACGACGAUUUACACCCGGAUGAUUCUCUCACGUGGCAUCGGGUCUUGGAGAGCUUCAAACACGCUUACGGGCUGCGCACACGUCUCGGCGAUCCAGAAUUCAUUCCCGAAAUUCAGGAGUUGGUUCAAAACUUGACAAGUAAAUCUUACGCGUCGAUGGUUCGUGGGAAAAUAGACAGUGAUCAAACAUCCACCGACUACGAGUACUAUGGAGCGGAGUUCGCUGAGAAGGAAGAUCAUGGUACGGCUCACAUUUCCGUACUGGCCCCAAAUGGCGAUGCCGUGGCCAUGACAGGAACUGUUAACACUUUCUUUGGUUGCAAGCGUCGAUCACCUUCAACCGGGAUCAUAUUCAACAACAUCAUGGACGACUUCUCCACCCCGGGAGUGAUCAACUCCUUCGGAGUCCCAGCAUCGCCGGCAAAUUUCGUUUCACCCGGUAAACGACCAAUGUCUUCCAUGACACCAACGAUUGUAGUUGACGCCAAAGGGGACGUAAGAAUGAUUGUCGGAGGUGCUGGGGGAACGCGGAUCACUACAUCAACCGUACUGCUGGUUCUUCAGAGUGUAUUUUUCGGUCGGAAUCUAGAGUCGACGAUGAGCGCACCCAGGUUGCACCAUCAGCUGGCACCGAUGGCUGCCGAUGUCGAGCAGACGUUCGAUCAGUCUGUGAUUAAUGGACUAAGGGAACGGGGACAUGAGGUACGGUUAUCUACGGGGAUUGGAACCACAACCGCAAUUGCUAGAGAGCGAGAUAACAGCAUUAGUGCGGCCUAUGAUCCAAAAAGAGGAGGAAGUUGGGAAAUAAUUAAUUAGAAUGUGAAA
Molecule: messenger RNA, 1833 nt
Organism: Ochlerotatus camptorhynchus
Lineage: Eukaryota; Metazoa; Arthropoda; Insecta; Diptera; Culicidae
Product: glutathione hydrolase 1 proenzyme-like
Exons: 4
Coding region: 85-1824 (579 amino acids)
Biological process (GO): glutathione catabolic process
Cellular component (GO): plasma membrane
Molecular function (GO): glutathione gamma-glutamate hydrolase
Source: RefSeq, a predicted model, not a curated record